Molecule: messenger RNA, 2856 nt
Organism: Macrobrachium nipponense
Lineage: Eukaryota; Metazoa; Arthropoda; Malacostraca; Decapoda; Palaemonidae
Product: trichohyalin-like
Exons: 1
Coding region: 1-2856 (951 amino acids)
Source: RefSeq, a predicted model, not a curated record
AUGGACGACUUGUUUCAUUUCUGUUGUUGUCGAGGUGUCAGCAGUGGUUUCCGAGUACCUGGUGCUCUUGUUGAUGCCGCUGUUGAUUCUCUCGAACCAGAAAUUGUUGUCGAUCAAUCCAACAGCAGCUUGACUGCGCCAUCUUUUGCCUUCGCCAAACCUCCUGUAGGUUUGGCCUUGUUGGCAGCCUUGGCGCUUGCUGUGUGCUGGAUGUAUAGAAUGUCUGGCCGUAGAUCUGAUGAACUGGAAGAAUGUAUGGAAUGCGAACGUAUGGAUGAGUAUGAUAGCGAGGAUGACGAUGAAACCGACAUGAGCGAAAGUGAGGAUGACGAUGAAAUGAAUUUGAGCGCAAGUGAGGAAGACUAUGAAAUGAAUAUGAGCGAAAGUGAGGAUGAUGAUGAAACCAGUAUGAAUGAGAGUGAAGAACACCUUGAAAAUUAUAUGAGCGAGAGUGAGAAUGAACUGGAAACUGAUGUGAGCAGAGUGUCUAGACUGGAAGACAGUCUAGAACUGGAAGAUCUGGAAGAUGGCAAUGAGGAACUGGAAGAGACUGCCGAAACUGAACAACUGGAAAGUACUGAGGAGGAAGGAGACCUCCCCAGACUACAUCAAGAACAGCCAGAUGUAGAAAUGCAGAGGUUGCAAGAAUCCCUGGAAAAGAGUCAGGCUAACGGUACUAGAAUGGAACAGCUCUUGAAGGAAGCAGGAAAGGCGAUAGAGCGGAUUCAAAGGGAACUUGAGGGCAAGGAUAUUUUGCUGGAAAAGAGGGCAGACGACAUAGCAGCGAUGAGCAGACAAAUCGAGAGCGUCUGCCUUCAAAAAGAACAAGUUCUGACUGAAAAACGUCGCCUACAACACGACCUGGAACUGGCUCUAGACCGAGGAGAGAAAGCAGACAACUUUAACAAAGAACUGAUGGAGCAAAUAGCGUCUCUGGAGAGGCGACUAGAGGAGACUGAACACUUGCUGAAGAAAAGGGACGAAGACGAGAUGGAAAUGAAAAGGCUCUUCCAGAAAGAGAUGGUCGACAAAGAAAGAGAACUGCAGUGCACUAAAGAGAAAAAUACUGAAUUGAGCCUCAAACUAGAAAAGAUAGAAACUUUCAAUCAAAUUCUUGAUGCAGAGAAUGAAGAUUUGAUGAGGCUCAUAGUAGACUACAGGGAGGCCUUAGACCAGAAGGAGAGGAAGGUCGACCAUCUGCAAGAAUCACUGGCACGCCAAGCGACAGAGUCUGAGAGCGACCAAGAGAAACUGAGGACUCUGGAAGUUCAAAUGACGGCCAUUGAAGGCACUGUAGAAGAACUGGAAAACCAACUACUGGAUGUUCGAGGGAACCAAGAAGCUCUCCGAGGAAAACUCAAGCUCACUGAAUCGGAAAACUCUACACUUAGGAAGGUAGCAGUUGACCUAAAAGAUAGAAAUUGUGAGCUUGAGAAAAACCUGGCAGACGAGACCCACACAAACUUGGCACUAGAAGAUAAAGUUCAGUUCCUAGAAUCAGUUUUGUGCAAAAAGGAAUCUCAGUUGGUCUCUGCAUCAGAAAUUCUAAAUGCAGAAAGAGCGAAAACUGAGAUUAUGGCACAAGAACUAGAAGUGAUGAGGAACUGGGUCUCAGAACUAGGAGGAGAGAAUGAAAAGUGCAAAGAAAAAUUAGCAGCAAAAGCAGCAGAAGUGACUUCACUGCAGAAAGAGUUACAAAAUGAGAAGAAGUUGACCAAAGUUCUGGCUGGAGAAGCCCAGGUUAUGAAGAACUGGGUCGCAGAACUAGGAGGAGAGAACACCACGCUUCAGGAUGAGGUGAGUAAAACCCGCCAGAAAAUAAAUUCACUUCUGCAAUCUUUAAGGAAGGAGAAACAGAGGAGCAGAAAUCUCCAGGAUGCUCUCCAUCAUGGGAAGGAGAUGGAAAACUUGCUAAAAGAAGAAAAGACGAGAGGAAAUGAAAUGGCGACUUCCCUGAGAACCUUAAAAGUAGAGCUCAAUAACAGGGACCUCCAAAUUGAAAACCUCCUAAACAUGGAGAAGAAAUUGAUAUGUGAAAAAGAAGAACUUGUAGAGGAACUAGGCGUCACUCUAAGUCAUGGCAAGGAACUGGACAGUUUGCUGGAGGAGGCAGGCCAGAAGGCGACAAAACUUGCAAACGAUUUCGAGGAAGAGGUCCAGAAAAGAGAGGACCAAUUGAGAGAUCUCUUAGCCAAAGAGGAAAAACUCAGAGCUGAAAAGCUAGAGUUGGAAGACAGAUUAGAAAAUGCUGCCAAUCUUCUGAUUAAAGAACAGAGGGAAAAGGUAAACUGGCAGCAAAUGUUACAAGAAAGGGAAAAAGAAGUAGAGACGCUGAGGAAAGAUGAAAAAGACCAUCAAGAACAGAGGAAGGAGAUGGAGAACAAACUGCAGGAAGGUGAGAAAGAACUCCAGCAACUUAGAACGGAAUGUGAAAAUCUGAAAGAAAAUUGGAGGAAACAAGAGAAAAAGAUGAUAAAGGAACAACAGCGUCUCAUGGAGCGCCAAAGGAGACAGGAAGAGGCUCUGAGGGAACAGGACAAAUACAUGCUAAUGACGCUUCUCCAUGGAACAGCUCAGAGGAACUUCCAUCUGCAGCACAUUGCACUGCAGCAUGGAACUGAAACUCUGGGCAGCAUCAAUGAAAAGGAGAAGCAAGAUGAGGACCUGUGGUUGAGGAAGGAGAAACAACACAGGAAAUACUGCGAUGCCCAGCAGGAGAGGACUAACUACCCGAAACAGUGGGAUGUCCUAACUCAGACGUUGACGGAACUCACUCGUGGAGAUUCUGACGAGAACUGUGAAAUUUCCAACGGAAAACCCGAUGACAAAACUUGUCAUCUAAGCAGUGAAAGAUGA